AUGACAUCUCGUUCGAAACUCGGAGCGCUCCCUACAUUCGAUGAACUGCCAAGUUUUCAUGAUUUCAAGGGAUGCGCAUGGGACGUAUGGGGCAAGGAUGAUGAGCUAGGCACGAUUAACCUACUCACUCCCGAGGUAGUGGCACGAGCUGCUCAGGAGGAGAUUCGGCCAAUCCACUUCCCCUCGAGGCCCGUUUUCGAGCGUAAGAUCCCUUCCAUCACUACCUUCGCGAAGUACGGCUCCACCGUACCUAUCCGGGAUGACAUUAUCCAUAUAAACACACAAUCAGGUUCCCAGUGGGACGGUUUGAAGCACUAUGGGUUAACAGAACACAAUGUGUUCUACAACAACACUCCCGCCGAAAUCCUCUCUGAGGGCGAAAUGGAAUUACACGAUCCGAGUGAGAUCGACCAUUCGAAAGUUAAACUUGGGAUACACAACUGGGCUAAUCAUGGCAUAAGCGGCCGCGGCGUUCUCCUGGAUGUGGUAAGGUAUUACACGGCCAAUGGCGAAGCCCUACCUUACGAUCCCUGGACGAGCCAUCCAAUCACUGUUGCCGAAUUAGAGGCUAUCGCGAAGAAACAAGGGGUUGAGUUCCGACAAGGCGACAUUCUUCUCUUGCGCGUCGGGUUCAUCCAAAAAUACUAUGCGAGCACUAAUGAAGCAAAGGCCGAUUUGAGAGGUGGCUCAGAAAAGGAAACAUUCGCUGGAAUAGAACAAAGUGAAGAUAUGAAACGAUUCCUCUGGAAUAAUCAUUUUGCUGCUAUCGCAUCUGACCAGCCAUCUUUGGAGCGCUGGCCUGCGCCAAUGGGAACACAACUUCACCAGACAAUUCUCGGCCUAUAUGGAAUGCCUAUUGGCGAAUUCUUUGAUCUUGAGGCUCUCUCUAAAUUGUGCCAAGAGACGGGUCGCUAUACGUUCUUUUUCACGUCCUGGCCUUUGAACAUUCUGGGCGGCGCCGCGAGCCCCCCCAACGCUGCCGCAUAUUUCUGA
Molecule: messenger RNA, 993 nt
Organism: Suillus bovinus
Lineage: Eukaryota; Fungi; Basidiomycota; Agaricomycetes; Boletales; Suillaceae
Product: putative cyclase-domain-containing protein
Exons: 15
Coding region: 1-993 (330 amino acids)
Molecular function (GO): arylformamidase activity
Source: RefSeq, a predicted model, not a curated record